Messenger RNA from Anguilla rostrata (American eel), 1808 nucleotides. It is a transcript of the gene gdf2, whose product is annotated as growth differentiation factor 2. Bases 351 to 1625 code for a protein of 424 amino acids. Gene Ontology annotation, cellular component: extracellular region. Gene Ontology annotation, molecular function: growth factor activity; cytokine activity. The record is from RefSeq and is a predicted model, not a curated record. The transcript is spliced from 2 exons. NCBI's taxonomy places the organism in Eukaryota, Metazoa, Chordata, Actinopteri, Anguilliformes, Anguillidae. Gene Ontology annotation, biological process: BMP signaling pathway.
CCUAAAGUGGGAAGAGAAAUUUGCUUCCUGAUGACCUCGCGUAGCUUCUAAUUUCCAGUGUCCAUUCCUCAUUACCCUCAAGUGUCCAUGUUUACACUAUCUUCAUUAACUGCAAGCCUCUAGUGAUAACAAAGGCUUAGGCAAGACAUCAAUGGCCCAGAUAAGAGGAGAUGAACCGUUCUCUUUCUGGUUGACAAGCGGGCGAUGUUUACUGAAGACCAUAAGAGCUAAACCAGGACUUUGGUUCCCAUAUUGAGAGUGAAUUUAAAGAUAAUUGUCUGGAGAAAGCUUUCAGCUCAUUGGUUUCAGGCAUACCGACACAAAGCAUAAAAAUUCUGAUCAAGGCAGAGAUGCAGGCUGCGAGGAACCUCUUCAUCCCCAUCUGUUUCAGUUUGGUGGUGUCCAUCGGAUACUGCCGUUGCAAGACGUUAGCCAGCGCGGUUGCGAAGGAGGAGGCGGAGGACUUCUUCCACAGCGCUGAGGAAGACCUCUCUGUGGAGGAGGACGAGGACAAACAGGAGAGACAGGGGAUCUUCCCCGAGGGCAUGAAGGAGGAGUUCCUCCGCAAGCUGAACCUGUCUGGAGUCCCCCAGGAGCACAGCCGGAUAGACCCUCCGCAGUUCAUGAUCGAGCUGUACAACAGAUACGCCACCGACAAGUCAUCCAUGCCUCGAUCGGACGUGAUCCGCAGCUUCCUCCUCCAAGAGAUCACACACUCUGAAAAAAGUGACUACAUGUCAAAGCACAGACUGCUUUUCAAUGUUUCCAUUCCUGCCCAUGAGGAGGUCACCAUGGCGGAACUAAGGUUAUUCACCCUCCCCGAAGAGAGGUCAACAGUCGCGGCUCAGGCAACGAUAAAAGUAUACGCAGUGGAGUACAAUGAGGCCGAGCUGACGCUCCGCUUCCUCAGCAGCGAGAACACGGAGGGGACCCACCGCUCCUGGGAGGCGUUCGACAUCACCGACACCGUGCAAGACUGGCUGCGGUCAGGCCGUGGGGCCAACGAGCUGGAGGUGCACGUGGAGCGGAGGGGCUGCAGGGCCGUCGGCGGCGGGGGGCUGGACAUCAGCCUCAACCUGAAGGGCAACAGCUCGGCGGCCCUCGUCGUGUUCUCGGACGACCUGGGCAGCCGAAAGAAAGAGGCCGCGAAGGAGCUCCGGGACAUGAUGGCCCACGAGGAGGAGGGGGCCUUCCUGGAGGCGGAAGUGCAAGCUGGGGGCGGCGGCGGCGACGGCAGCGACAUCCCGGCCGACAUCCUCGCCGGCUUCCCACUGGACGUCCACCUGAGGCAACGACGGCAGGUGCGCAAGGACUACUGCCGGAGGACCUCGCUCCGCGUCAACUUCAAAGACAUCGGCUGGGACAAAUGGAUCGUGGCGCCAAAGGAGUACGACGCUUUCGAGUGCAGGGGCGUGUGCUACUUCCCGUUGACCGAUGACCUCACCCCGUCCAAGCACGCCGUGAUCCAAACGCUGGUUAACCUCAGGAACCCAAAAAAAGCCAACAAGGCGUGUUGCGUCCCAACCAAACUGGACCCAAUUACUGUCCUGUAUCGAGAGAAGGACGUAAUCACCGUGCGGCAAAUGUAUGAAGAGAUGCAAGUUGCGGAGUGCGGAUGUAGGUAGUGAGGUAACAUUCGAGCGGUCCCUAUUUAUCAUGUAAAUCUGUACAUUCCUGGAUUAAGUAGUAAUUCUUUAUUUAAUGUAUGUACAGUCAUAGACGCACAAAUAAGUGUAAAUACUGAACUGGUCUUAGGCAUAAUAUGCAAUUGUAGAUAUUAAUAUGGGAAAUCAAAUAUGUUUUUAUGG